This is a messenger RNA of Pundamilia nyererei, 2552 nucleotides long. Its product is annotated as smoothelin-like protein 2. Gene Ontology annotation, molecular function: protein binding. The coding region runs from base 470 to 2263 and encodes 597 amino acids. The record is from RefSeq and is a predicted model, not a curated record. Lineage: Eukaryota; Metazoa; Chordata; Actinopteri; Cichliformes; Cichlidae. The transcript is spliced from 13 exons.
CUGAAGAGGCACAUUUUAGCUCAUACACCACGCUGGGCAGCAGGGCCAGCGGGGAGGGUAAAACGUCCAGGAAAAUUCAGUAGUAGAUGCCCUGCCACGGAGGAGGGUGGCAGAAAAUCAUUUGCCACUUCAACUGAAUUCCUUUGAAAGAUGAGAGGGAAGAGUAAGAGAACACGCAUGUUGAGAGAAAUCCUCCAUGGAGCUUGAUGGGACUUCAGUGAGUUGCGGUCAAAGGAGUCUGUCUGCGACCUCCUUUUGAAACGUCCUGUGACUUUACUGGAAAAACUUUAAUGGAAAACGUCGGAUGUCCUUGAAACACUUUUAUAAGGAGUGAGAAGAGAGUGCAGACUUAUUUGAUUGGUUUAAUUUGAGGGGAUAGGGUAGAAGUUGAAGGUUUGCUUUAGAGAUUUUUGCUGAGGCCCCGUUUCUGGAUUGAAACUAAGGGGCGUUGAGGGUUGCUGAAGAAACCAUGGAUGAAGCUACAGAGCGGGGUCAGGAGGCAGUGAUGAACGAGGCUCUCGUUCACUUCGAGGCCACGCUGGAAGCCGCUGUAAGGGAGGUGCACGUGGACGUUAGUGCUUUCAAGCAUCGCAUUGAGCAGAGGAUUGAGGAAAUGUGCAUUUCCAAUGGACCUUUGGCUGAGGCAGUUACCAGACUCCAGGAGGAGAACCUGCAGCUCAGGGCCAAGCUGGAGGCCCUCAGCCACCUGGUGGAGGGUCUCCCAGGGGUGAAGACUGAGGCGAAAGGGAAGAGCAAGGAGCAAAGACUAGAGAACGGCCAUAUACAAAUUCAAUCCAAGAGCCAGGAGGAGCAGAAGGGUCUGUUUAACUCUGAAAACAACCAGCCGGGUCAGGCCACGUCCUACGAAGCGUCUGGGCUCAGUGGAGGAUCGAGCCAAGCUGCUACCCCAGCCCCUCCUCCAUGGAGAGCAAAGAGAAAUGCUGAGAUUAAUGGAACUGAAGCAAGAGGGGAGAAGAAUAUCGCUCAUGUAGCCACCACCGCGCAAGAGAAACAGGAAGACCCUGAUGUAACCCAGACUGCAGAAGCUGCUCCUGAGUCCCACCGAGCUCUGACCGCCAUCACCAAACCGACCUCAGAGUCUUCAUCUGUGGAAACGCCCAGCAGGCCCGAUGCUGAUGAACCCCAGCCUCAUCUUCCGGUGACGGCCAUGACAACUAGAGCCAGUUCAGAGGCAGCUAAACCCGCUCAGUCUGCAGCACCUAAAGCAGCAGGCGAAGCCGGAGAAUAUCCUUUUAUAAGAGGUGGAGCGAAGGAACAAAGGCCCCAGGCAUCCCAGGAUCAGUCAGCCUCUGUGUCUCAGACUCUCCCCCAUCUUCCUCUCACAGUGUUAACCAAAAGCAGCUCUGACACUCCUGCUUCAUCUAAAUCUGAUCCCAAAGCGGUUUCAGCGCCAAACCCUUCGAUGCCAGAGUCACCGACGAUAAAGCGCGGCGAAUAUCCAUUUAGACGUGACACCAGUGAAGCCAAGCCCCACUCGCCUCUCUCUGCCAUGACCAAACCCAACACAGAGUCGUCUUCGUCUGCUUUAACGGUUCAGUCUUCAAGCCUUUCAGCUUCACAGGACGCUGCAGUGAAACCUGGAGAGUAUCCCUUUAAACGUGUGCCAGUACUUAAGACACCCAGCCCCAGUUUAAAGAGAAGUGUGAGCUUCCCUCAGUCUGCAGAAAAAUUACUUCCCUCCAAAUCAAUCAUAAAAUCUGGCUUCUCACCUAAUUUGGAAAAGAGAGCGAACAAGCCAGUGGGGGGCGACUUUAAGCAGGACGUGAUAAAGUCCCAAACGCUUCCACGCUCCAAUGGCGCUCAAGCAAAGCGAGCCUUGUUUGAAAGGAUGAACUCAGAGCCUAUAAAGCCAAAAGACUCGAAGCCUAAACUGAAGCGGUCUCAGAGCUUUGGCGUGUCCAGUGCCAGUGGUAUAAAACAGAUCCUCUUGGAGUGGUGUCGCUCCAAAACCAUUGGCUAUCAGAACAUAGACAUUCAGAACUUCUCGUCCAGCUGGAGCGAUGGGAUGGCCUUCUGCGCCCUGGUCCAUUCCUUCUUCCCUCUGGAGUUUGACUACAACUCUCUGGACUCUUCAAACCGCAAACACAACUUGGAGCUGGCCUUCACCACCGCAGAAGAGCAGGCUGACUGUCUGCGUCUGAUCGAGGUGGACGACAUGCUGGAGAUGGGGGACAAGCCAGACCCCAUGUGUGUGUUUACAUACGUCCAGUCUCUCUACAACCACCUGAAGAAGUUUGAAUAACUCUUGAAUCAGAGCACGUCCCGAAGCCUACAUGGCGCUGACCACGGUGUGCUGUGAACACUUUGAGCCUAAAGUGAAGCAAGCUAACAGGAAAUCUCAGUUGUCUGUGGCCAAUCACAAUUAUGUUCAUCAGUUUUAUACUGUGUGUGUGUACCUGUACUCACCUGCUUCCCACAGUUUCUUCAGCAUUUAUAGUGGAUUUCUUAAAAUAUAGUUUCCUGUGGCUGUUUCACAUCAAAUAAGGACACAAACAUCACAUGUAAUAAAAGGAAGCGUUGUCUGCAAAUGA